Drosophila ficusphila is the source of this 1050-nucleotide messenger RNA. RefSeq lists its product as uncharacterized. The transcript has a single exon. The record is from RefSeq and is a predicted model, not a curated record. NCBI's taxonomy places the organism in Eukaryota, Metazoa, Arthropoda, Insecta, Diptera, Drosophilidae. Gene Ontology annotation, molecular function: RNA-DNA hybrid ribonuclease activity; nucleic acid binding. Bases 110 to 811 code for a protein of 233 amino acids.
GAUCAGAAUUCCAGACCCGCUUCCGAUCGUUACAAGAAAAACUUGGCUCAAAAUCAUGGCUCUACACCGAUGGAUCUAAAACAGACGAAUCAACUACCUUUGCUGAGGAAUGCUACCUCAGUACAACUCCAUCUUUACAGCCGAAGCCUUCGCCAUACUACAAGCCUGCCUCUUCGCCAAGAAACACUUUGGACAAUUUGUUAUCUGUACCGAUAGCCUCUCCACCUUAUCUUCUUUAAGGAACUGGGGGCACACCGAUCCCACAAUCGAGGAGAUAAGAAAGCUUUCCACCACCAACAAGAUAACUCUCUUAUGGACCCCCAGCCACCAAGGAAUCGUUGGCAAUGAACUAGCAGAUCAGGCUGCUCAGGACAUGAGACUAAAACCGUCUCCUCUGUUCAGUCCUUUCAACAGCAAGGACAUAAGUAACCUAAUCCGUCAUCACCUUAAGGACAAACAAAUUGGAGAAUGGGAACUUUAUAACCACCGAUAUUUUUCCAUCAACAAUACUUUUACAAAAAUUUCUCUGCCUGCCUACCUUGGAAAGCGGGUAUGCUCAACUUUCAUUCGCCUUCGCAUCGGACACACCCGUACAACACACGAACAUAUUCUUACAGGAACACCACGUCCCUCUUGCCUUUGUGGCAAACGCCUUGAAAUAGACCAUCUUCUUAACUCAUGCCGUCUUCUAGAGAGCACCAGGGCUCACGUUUUCAAACAACAUAAACCAUCCGACAGUUUAAAUGUAGUUUCUCAAGAAAACAUAACAAACCUUUAUACAUUUGUAAUCAAAUCUAACCUUAAUAUUUAAGUAUUGUAAAUAAUUAACUAAGUCUCGAGUCGUAGGCCAUAGCAGCUAGUACUCUUUUAAGAAACCCAUUAGAUUUAGUAUUAUAUACUAGAUUUAAUUUUGUUAAAUAAAUAAAUAAAUAAUCUGCUCGUUUGCUUGGCGCUUACUGAACUGACUUCCCAAGAGUCUGCUUUCCAAAUUUAUACUUUCUACUCAAUUCUUUUACAUUGUUAGCCAUCUCUUUCUAACAUGUAUGUCAG